UACACAUAGGAAACUCUUGUUAUUUUAUUCAGUUUGACUAUAGCGUUUAUAAAUCGUUUCUUUAAAGAAAAUCACGUCUUAAAGGACAUUAAUGAAAUAUAAUAUAGGUAAAAUGUAUUAGAAAAGGGUGUUCUGAUUGUAGGAACACUGCGGGGUACACCAGGAUUAAAAACUGAUUGUAAUACUGCCGAUGAGCUACAUUGUAUGUUGUCAAUGAAAGUGUUCUGGCUCAACGUUGGUACUGUUAUAGUCAAAACGAAAAUAAUGGUAGGAACCAAGAAUGCAUUGGAACAAGGAUACUUGAAGAACUAUCACUUGCAUCUACCGUAACAUAAAGCCUAUAUACUUUUUUUGCAUUACUCAUCGAACUAUCUCUAGUAUUCUACACCAACCAAAGUAAUACACAUGUGUAUCGUAAUGUGGAAAGCACCUUGUUACUAUUUAUAGCUCAGGGUGGUGUCCUACCCGUGUUGUGUCGUGGUCGUCUCUAUGUGUCCGUAUUUGGUGUUGUUGAUGAGUUAUAUGUAGAUUAGGGUGUGAGUUUGUAAGAAAACAUGGAAGUGUGAGAGAGAGUAGUAAUAAAAGUUAUAAUAUACAGCGCUAAUUCGCACUUGGCCGUUUAUCGUGAGACGGAACAUAUCCUCUGGGGUCCCGCCUGCACAGUCCAGCCGUACUCGUAAAGAAUGACGCAGAACAUUACCAGUAAGACACAGCUACCGCAAACAUGCUGAGCCAUCUCUGCUGGCUUUGUCUACUGACAGGGCAGGUCGUCAAUGGAUUUCAAAACGUAGUGAUUCCUAGUUGUUCUCCGGAGAUGAAAGUCUGUCGAUUUAACUGGACAAUUGAUUACAAACAAACAAUGGUACAUUAUGAACCUGACAAAAUCGGACAUCCAAUUGUGAAUAACAAUGGAACGUUGUACCUCAGGGACCAGUGUCGGACGUCCAAACCGGUCACCAAACAAGAUUUGGAAACUGUGUUACUGACCGAUGGCCAGUACAAAAUGAUCUACACCAUCAAUGGUCAGUACCCUGGACCGUCCAUCGUGGUUUAUCAAGGACAGCAGGUGGAGGUGGUAGUGAAAAACAAGCUGAUGUCGGAGGGAGUUACGAUACACUGGCAUGGCCUCAUACAGUGGGGCACGCCCUGGAUGGACGGUGUUGGGUCUCUGUCACACUGUCCUAUCAACCCCGAGCAAACCUUUACAUAUAGUUUUUUGGCUGAGCCCAGUGGAACUCAUUGGUAUCACUCUCAUCAUGGAGCGCAGAGGACGGAGGGACUAACAGGUGCAUUGGUAGUCCUCGAGAGAACGGGGGAAGAAGAAAAGGAGGAAGCAAAUCAAAAUAAAAAGACAGAGUUUCUGAUGUUCCUACAAGACUGGUUCCAUGAAUCAUCGACCGAAUUGAUCAGCUUCCUUGACUGGGGCAUGCUACAGUUUCUUCGUGGAUUCGAUGCAGACCAGUGUUUUGUGCCAUAUGCUGGAGCUAAUCAGGAGAAUGUUGGGUUUCUUCCCUUUGAAUCUAUACUCAUUAAUGGGAAGGGAAACUCAUUUUUGACAAAUAUGACUGCAGACAGCGUACAAUGGACAGUUGAGACUUUCAAUGUGACAGCUAAUGAUACGUACAGAUUCCGAGUGAUCAGCGCUACAAUGGUUUACCCAUUACAGGUGUCCGUCGAUCAGCACGAGCUGGAGGUUGUUGCCGUGGACGGGAACGCAAUUGUUGGCGUUAGAGGUGACGCCGUUAUUAUCAAUGGUGGGGAGCGUUUUGAUAUGCUGGUGCGGACGGACCAACCAAUCGGAAGUUACUGGAUUAGGGUAUCAACACUGGCAAACGGCGGACAAAACCAGACUUUAGGUAUUCUACGCUACGAGGGGUCUAAUUCACUUGUACCUGACACGGAGAGAACAAGGUGUGACGUUACUAGACCAUGUAUCGUGGUGAACUGCCUCUUCGGGCAGUACCCAGAUGACCUCUACACUCAUUGUGUGUCGAUUGGGGAUAUGAAGUCAACACCUGAGGUGAUUCAAAAACACCCAGUCUCCUUGGAGUCGGCAGACGCAUUCCAGGAAAUUUUCCUCAACUUCCACUACACUCGUGGCUCCCCGGACCCGUUUCCUACAUCGAUCAAUGGGAAAAGGUUUAUCCGACCUUCUGUACCGCUGCAGUUGCUACCUAGUGGUAAUGACACACACGUUCGCUGUGCUGAUGCAGAAUGUCAGGAUAUAUGUGACUGUACCAAUAUCGUCAAGUUGGCAAUCAACGAUACCAUUCAACUAGUUCUCCUCAAUAUGGAUAACAGCAGAAAUGGUCUGGCUCAUGGAAUUCAUAUACAUGGGCAUCAUGUUCACGUCAUAAAGGUCGGCUAUCCUAAAUACAACACCGAUUCUACUGGACGUAUCACUGAGCAGAAUGCUGACAUUCUGUGUGAUACGCCAAUCUGUAACCAUGCGACUUGGCUAAACCCGUCCUGGGCAGGGGAUGGUCUGCCUGAAGCCAACAUGGAGGAUCCGCCAUUGAAGGAUACAAUCCUGGUUCCCCGGCAAGGUUACGUGGUUGUGAGAUUCAAAGCAGACAACCCAGGGUUUUGGUUCAUGCACUGCCAUAUGGAACCCCACGCAAUAACAGGGAUGGCACUCAUUCUACAAGAGGGAGAAACUGGACAGAUGCCAACCCCUCCAUCAGGACUACAAGGAUGUGGUAACUUUUUCUCACUAGGUGCUUCGACAAAUCUUCUGAAAGGGAAUAGCCUUCUCAACACCUUAUCAUCAGACCAAAUUCCAGCCUCCGACAGCAUGCCUUGUGGACAUUGGGACCAUUUCAAGGUGAAGGAGCCUAGCUACAUCGCGGUGAUUUGUAUACUAUGUGUACUAAACAUCACUAGCCUGGCUGUUUUGUACGUGAAAGUCAAGUACACCGAUAAGAUCAGUAACAUCGAGGCAGUCAAGCUCAACCGGCGGAUAGAAAUCAACGAACGAACAGAACCAGAGACAUUUGGGAACCAUGUUUACAUGAACAAAUACGACAAACAUUCUUACACCAGUAUAUAAUCUUACACAUUAACAAAAAAGAGAGGGGGGUUUUGUACUAAUUGGUUGAAAAGUGCCUUAAUAUUACAUGUAUUAUCUAUAUUCGAUAUUUAAAGAUUAUUAGCCUAUAAAUGUACUUGAUCGGACUUGCUAUUUUUUUUACAACAAUAGAAUAACUUAAUAUGGCAGAUCCACAUAUACUGAUCACAUGGUAACGUGUCACAAGUUACUCGACGUGCGCUGCAGAACUAGAACGUUUCGAGGUUAACAUUAAAUAAGGCAUAAAGUAAACCAUUCAUGUGGAAAGUUGUGCUAGUCUCGUGAUAUUUUACCUCGUGAUCUUUACACAAAAGAUGGCAAAACACAAUAUAAAAACCCGUGCACCAAAACAUGCUGACUUGCAACUAGUACAUUUAAAAAUAUAUCUAUGUCUAUAUGGCCAAAAACGUGAGGUGGAUAUUGAGAAAUCCAAAAAUGUUAGGCAAUGUACCAGUAAACAAUGAUCCGGUUAUUGUUUGGGAAAUGCUAGUACUAAAAUAAACAGAUUUCGGGGUCUGGCUAUGGUAGGCGAAAUUCAAGUACUAGUAAGUACUGAGGGGCCUUGCUAUGUUAGAAGAAAUACAAUAACAAGUAAGUACUGGGUGUCUGGCUAUGGUAGAAGAAAUACAAUUACUAGUAAGUGCUGGGUGUCUGGCUCUGGUAGAAGAAAUACAAUUACUAGUAAGUGAUUGGUGUCUGGCUAUGGUUGGAGAAAUACAAGUACUAGUGAGUAUUGGGUGUCUGGUUAUGGAAUGGGUAAUACUAGUACUGGUAAGUACUAAGAGUCUGGCUAUGGUAGGAAGAAUAUUAGUACUAGUAAGUACUGUGGGUCUGGCUAUGGUAGGAGGACUAGUAUUAAAUAGUACAAAGUGUUUGGCUUUUGUAGGAAAACUAAUACAGGGUCUAGCUAUGAAAGGCGGAGUACUAGCACUAGUAAGUUAUAAGGGUCAUCUAUUGUAGGAUGAAUAUUAGUGCUAAAAAGUACUAAGGAUCUGGCUAUGGUGGGAGGAAUACCAGUACUAGUAAGUACCGUGGGUCUGGCGUUGGUACUGUGGGUCUGGCGUUGGUAGGAGGAAUAUCAGUACUUGUACGUACCGUGGGUCUGGCGUUGGUACUGUGGGUCUGGCGUUGGUAGGAGGAAUACUAGUGCUAGCGAGUUCUGUGAGUCUGGCGUUGGUAUGGUGGGUCUGACGUUGGUACUGUGGGUCUGGCGUUGGUAGGAGGAAUACCAGUACUAGUAAGUACCGUGGGUCUGGCGUUAAUACUGUGGGUCUGGCGUUGGUAGGAGGAAUACCAGUACUUGUACGUACCGUGGGUCUGGCGUUGGUAAUGUGGGUCUGGCGUUGGUAGGAGGAAUACUAGUGCUAGCGAGUACUGCGGGUCUGGCGUUGGUAUGAGGAAUACUAGUAGUAGUCAGUACCAAUGGUCUGGCUAUGGUAGGAGUAAUACUAGUACUAGAAAGUACUGUGGGUCUGGCUAUGGUAGGAGGAAUACUAGUACUUUAAAGUACUAAGGGUCUGGCUAUGGUAGGAGGAAUACCAGUUCUAGUAAGUAGUUAUGGUCUGGCUAUGGUAGGAGUAAUACUAGUACUAGUUAGUACUGUGGAUCUUGCUAUGGUAGGAGUAAUACUAGUAAUAGUUAUUACUGUGUGUCUGGCUAUGGUAGGAGUAAUACUAGCAGUAGUCAGUACUAAGGGUCUGGCUAUGGUAGGAGUAAUACUAGUACUAGUUAGUACUGUGGGUUUGAAUAUGGUAGGAGGAAUACUAGUACUAGGAAGCACUAAGGGUCUGGCUAUGGUAGGAGUAAUUCUAGUACUAGAAAGUACUAAUGGUCUGGCUAUGUAGAGGGAAUGCUAGGUGUAGUAAGUACUGGCGUGUGUGGCUAUUGUAAGAGGAAUACUAGUACUAGUAAGUACUUCGAGUAUGGCUUUUGUAGUAGGAAUAUUAGUACAUGUUUUUGUGGUUUACAGGGAAACAUUAUAAUAAAGCAAGUUUAUGAAUGUUUAUACAUUGUUUGAUCUCCCGGGUUUUCCCAAGGUUUCCCCCUGAUUUGCUGUUAAUAAUUUCCAUUUUUGCGAUAAAUGUGCAGUUUACAUAUUUAUGCUCGGACUAUUAUUUGACCUUUUGAAAAUACAUCAUUGCAUUAACAUCACAUAUUAUACCAUGUUAUUGUCAUGAUAUGAUAUGAAAAUGCUACAAAAUUGUGUACUUCCAAGAUAUUAGUCCUGUAAGAACAAUUUUCAUAAGCUAAGGAGAUUAAAUUUCUGUUUAUUUUUUGUCCGUUAUUACCUUCGUAUCUGUCAAUUACUUCUGCUUCAUCAUUUUUAGGGAAUACUCAGCUACUGUAGGUAGUUUCAUUACUGGUGCUUUUUUGUUUAAGUGUAUCUUUUAUACUCUUUUCCCUACAAUAAACAUUAUUUCAU
Molecule: messenger RNA, 5489 nt
Organism: Mizuhopecten yessoensis (Yesso scallop)
Lineage: Eukaryota; Metazoa; Mollusca; Bivalvia; Pectinida; Pectinidae
Product: L-ascorbate oxidase-like
Exons: 16
Coding region: 725-3049 (774 amino acids)
Biological process (GO): iron ion transport
Cellular component (GO): plasma membrane
Molecular function (GO): oxidoreductase activity; copper ion binding
Source: RefSeq, a predicted model, not a curated record